Cladocopium goreaui is the source of this 4008-nucleotide messenger RNA. NCBI's taxonomy places the organism in Eukaryota, Dinophyceae, Suessiales, Symbiodiniaceae. The record is from the annotation of a GenBank genome assembly.
AUGAAGCGCAAGGCGGCCGCGAAUCCAUCCGACCGCAAGGUGGCAACAGAUGCAAAAACGUCCAAUAAAUCACCGAAAUCUUCCAGCCAUCAUCCAAAACUGAAGGAUUCCAAAGCGGAUUCCAAAGUGGAUUGCAAAGUGGAUUCCAAGGGUUUGUCCGAAAGGCGCUUGAAGCAAUACUCCGUGGCCCAAAAAGGGAAAUUCCCGUUGACCGUGGGCAUCACCGGUGCCCGUUGCGGGGACUUGCUCCGCGGGGUGGAGGAGGCCAGCAACGGCGACGUGGCCAAUGUGGUGCUGCGCCUGGUGGCUGGGCAGGUGGCAGCGCCUUUGAUCAUCCGCCGCUCGGUGGAAGCGGAGCUGGGACGGGAGGCGCUGCUGGCGGCGGUGGCGAAGCAUUUUGGCAUCUCCCGGGCCGCCGCGGAACUGAGGUACAACGACUUUCCAAGCUCCGAAUGUCCCAAUCAUCAACCCUUGGGCUCUGGAUGUUCCCAUGGCAUUGAGGAGGAUUGCACCUGUGCGCCCAUGGCGUCAUUCGUGAUUGUGUCGCAGGGUGUGUGGCAAAACUUCGCCGAACAACAUGGCAAUGGAGCAGAGUUACAGGCCAUGGUUUCCGAGCGACGAGUAGUGUGCUGGCGAGAUGUCCUCAAGCUCAUGUACACUCCAGGUUUACCCGAGGGCAAAAAACUCAUUUUGCGGCCGCGGCUUUUUGAGAUCGUUGCGGGUCCGGAAGAGGUUCUACCAACGGAUCCGGCUUUGUCCAAGGGAUCACUGGUGGAUGGUUGUCAGGUUUGGCCUGAAGUGUCUGGUUCGGAUGUGACAUACUUGCGCCUGGAUGACUUCCUGGUGCGGGUCCCGAGUUCAUCUUCCACUGCUUGGACCAUUGAAGUGGAGACCAUUUGUGAAGCUUUGAACGGUUUGGUGGAAGCUUCCGCAUGCGAACAGCAGGUGAGGUACGCCCUGAAGCAUCUGAAAGCCUUAAGUUUGGGUGCCCUGAAAAGCUGUGUGCAGAAGUUGAUCCGCUUCCAUGCCAGCCUGGUCCAACUGGGUUCCGCCGGUCCCAACGGCGGCUUUUCCCCCGAACUUCAGCUCUUCACCCGCGGCUGCACCGCGGCCUUGAAACGUCUGGCCGUGAUUCUGCUGGAGGAUGCCUGGGUGGAAGCCGAGGACACGCCGCAGCAGGUGGCUGCGCUGUUGGUCCUGGGGCUGGUCACGCAGAGGAUGCACGACUACGAACCGCCACGGCAGCUGAUUCUGGCGGUUCUGCGGCUGGCAGCGAAGGCACAACGGUCCAAAUGUAUCAUUGCAUGGCGCAGUGAAAAGGAUCAGAAAGGAGCUGGAAAGCAGGUGAAAGAUGUGAAAGGUGAUGGAGGUGAUAAUCUACUGCUGGUUUCUGAAGAGCAACAGCAGGCGAUCCAAACUUCAGCUCGUUUACUUCGCAUUUUGCGAAGUUUUCCAGGUGACAUGGACAUGUUCGAUAUCGUGGCCCAAUGUAGCUGCUCGGGAUUCUUACCGUUGUUGCGUGCAGAAAGGGGGCCGGAUGUGAUGCCUCUGUGUCACAUCGUGGACCAACACACCUUCCGUGGCAUCGGUCAUCUAUUGGGAGAAGACUCGGGGGGAAGCUUCGCAGAUCGAUUUCGGAUGCUGUUUGAGAAAUGCACCGGGUGUAACCCCAGACUGGCGGAUCUGUCUGGCUUUGAGUCCCGACCGGAAGUUUCCCUGGCACGUUUUGCCCAGGGCUUGUGUUUGAACAUGGCACUGCAGCAGUCCCGGAAGGUGUUACCGGUGAUCUCGGAAGGGGUUCAUGUGAACCUGGAACUGGAUACUGGGGUGCUUCCUGCUGCAGUUGGGCCCCUUCCAGUCACCUUAGCAGGGCGGAAGCCUAAAGAAGCUGAGACUGAAGGGAGCCAGAAAUCCAAGAAGCGCAAAAAAGAGGAUGCUGAGAAAGUUGACAAACCCCAAGUCGUGGGAAAACGCGGCAAGCGCGACUUGUUGGUUUUGCUGGGUCUUCGAUGUCCAGAGGAUGAGGUGGUGAUGCAGAAGCCAGUCAGAGCUACAAGAGACUUAUUUGGAGAACUGACAGACCAAGAGAGGGCUGCGGCUGUCCAGCAGGCUCGUUCUCAGUCACAUCGACUCCAAUCUCCCCUGCUUCCAGGGCUGAAAACUGCCAGCUUCAAUGGUCAGGUUGGUCAGUGGAUGGUGGAUGGUCAAACCUGGACGAAACUCCUGAAAGACGGGGUGAAGUUGAAAGUUCCCCUGGUCUCCUCCCCUUUUUGGUGCCCCGCGUCGAAGUGUUGCCUCACCCCGGAGCGCAUGGCGCAACUCCUGCGCGACGAUGCAGCGGUGGCGGAGGCCAUGAACGUCACAGGCGUUGGGAUGGUCCCGGAGGCCCAGCAGCUGGUGAUUUCCAUGAGCAGCGCAGUGCCCCAUGGCACCUCCCUGCGUGCUGUGGCCCUCUUGCGACAGCAAUACAGCACCAUUGCAAUGCCGACUCCUUCCCUUCAAGGAACCGCUGAUGGAGUAGGUCUGGCAGCCUAUGAGGGAGACUGGUGGGUCUAUCGAUUCCUGGUUUUGAUCUCCAGGGUGAUGCCAGUGGCAUUGCGCCCCAGUAUGCCACCCAACUUCCAAGUGCUGAAUCCCAUCUUGCUGCGCAUACUGGAGAAGUGGAUCAUGGAAGGUGUUCAACAGGGAACAUCUUCAAGUCCUCAGGGUGGCUUGGAAGGUUCACAUUGGAAGGAUCAGAAACUUUGGAAAGAGAUGGAGAGCCAUGCCUCCCUAAAGCUGAUGGAGCAUCAGCGGGAAGCCAUAGAUCGCAUGAUGGAGCGUGAUCAGGAGCUCAAAUGCGGAGGUCAUUUUCUCAUCAUGGACACUGGUCAUGGAAAGACAGUCACAUCACUCCUCUAUGCUUACAGGUGGCUCUGCCUGCACGGCCGCAACGUGGCGCGGAUCCUAUGGAUCACCCCGGCGGGAACGGUGGAGAAUCUGCUGAAGCAGCUGCGCAGCACUUGGCAUUGCCCGACUCAUUUGGUGCCACGGAUCUCACAAGCCAAAAAACCCAAAGUUGGUGAAACCCUGGAUUUGGUCCUCAAGGAUUUCAUGGUUAAUGUGAUCCAUGCGGACCACCUACGAACAGCGAUCGACAAGGGGUUGGCUGUGCAGGCCACCUCCUCUGUGAUCAUCUUUGAUGAAGUGGACGAGAUGUAUGCCCCCACCCUCCGCACCAGCGCCGCCCGGCGCUUGUGUCAAAACUGUCCAAAGUUCGUAGCCCAGACAGCCACGCCCAUGCGGAAGAACGAGUCACAGCUGCUGGCUUGGCUGGCGGAUACCUGCGCAUUUCCAGUGGACAAGAGGAAUUGGUUGGUGGCUGCAUCGGGCAUGGUUUCCAUGCAGCUUGAGUUAAGCAUUUCCGCACGUGAAGAGGAAGUCCUUGUCCCUAUGGUGGAUGCCGUCAGAGACCGUUGCCGUCAUCUGUUCGCAUCACACGGCGCUGCACAAUGGCUUGAGAUGGCGCGUGUGGUUCAAGAACACACGGAUGCGGCCAUGGUUCAACAUGCCGUUCAAGCCGCCAAGCAGGACAGGUCCAAACAUCCGUAUGGUGGUGUUUUACUGGUGGCUGACUCGCGCCAGCAUGCCGAGAAACUGAUGAAGCUCAGCGCUGUUCAUCUGCCAACGGGCGACUUUGCAUCCCUGGAAGCCUCGGAUGCUGAGAAGUUUGCCGUGGUGGUGGUGACCAAGGACAAAGACCGUGGCUACAAUUCAGCACGCCGACUGGGUGUGCUGGUCACCGGAGCCUACCCUGGUAAUGCUGCCUCACGGCAUCAGCUCCGGGGGCGGCUGAGACGGUUGGGACAGAGGCGCAAGGAGGUUCGAUUUGUCACAGUUUGUAUGGAGAAUUCCAUUUUACAUCUCCUACACCAGCGGCACAGUGCAGUGGAUACCAUGAACAUUUCGUUGGAACAGUUGGGCCAACGCUUCAGCGCAGAAGUUCUGAAUGGCUUGAGGGCACCAUGA